GACUUCCUCGUGCUCAACGCGGGCAGGACGCACGCGGGCGACAAGAACGCCGACGACUCGGCCUGGCUCGCGGAGAGCGGGCAGAGCAAGAUCUUCACCAUCAACUACCUUGGGCACUUCCUGAUGGCCCUUCUCCUCGCGCCGGCCCUGACGCCAGGCACGCUGGUGCUCGUGAUGUCCAGCGUGGAGCAGUGGUGGUACGACCCGCGCCGCCUCACGUCUCCGCCGCGCACGCUGGCGAGCGAGCACGAGGGGAGGUUUGCCAUCUACGGGCUCGGCAUGUACCAGCGGAGCAAGCUCGCCCUCCGCUGCUUCGCGCUGUCGCUGAGGCCAAGGGCAGCCAGGCGCAGCGUCAGGGUGCAGGGCCUCACUCCGGGGCAGGUGAACACCGCCAUGCUGGUCAGCGCGCUGUCAAAGCGGCCCGAGCUGAACAAGUCCGUGCCGGUGG
Molecule: messenger RNA, 448 nt
Organism: Prorocentrum cordatum
Lineage: Eukaryota; Dinophyceae; Prorocentrales; Prorocentraceae
Source: the annotation of a GenBank genome assembly